Ruditapes philippinarum (Manila clam) is the source of this 608-nucleotide messenger RNA. Its product is annotated as lecithin retinol acyltransferase-like. The annotation marks the transcript as partial. Gene Ontology annotation, biological process: N-acylphosphatidylethanolamine metabolic process. Lineage: Eukaryota; Metazoa; Mollusca; Bivalvia; Venerida; Veneridae. Gene Ontology annotation, molecular function: A2-type glycerophospholipase activity; glycerophospholipid phospholipase A1 activity. The transcript is spliced from 5 exons. Gene Ontology annotation, cellular component: cytoplasm. The record is from RefSeq and is a predicted model, not a curated record.
AGUGUUUGAGCAGAAUAUAAAUCAAUCUGAAGUCAUCCGAAGAAAUGGAUGUCCAACACAAUGCACGAUUGUUCCUUAAUUCACUUGAGGCGGGUGAUAUGAUAUCAUUUGACUGUAAAACUGCCACUCAUUGGGGAAUCUAUGUUGGAAAUAAAAAGGUGGUUCACCUUACUGGGAAGGAAGAAGACAUUUUAAAUGACUUAAGUGAUCAAAAUGAAGCUUUAUUCACUGUCGCCGAUAAGAAAUAUACAAAAGCAUAUGUUAAAGAAGAGGAUUUCUUUGUUGUGGCUGAAACAUUUGAUACAUAUGAGAGUAACUUAUUCGACCAUCAGGAAGGGAUGAUCCCAUUCGACCCAGAUGAAAUAGUGCAAUUAGCAAAAGUAAUGAAAGGAAGGAUAUAUUAUGAUGCCACGUGGAACAGUUGCAUGAAAAUGGCUAUUUUCUGCAGAUAUGUUACUAUUUAUGAUUCAAAUGAGAGCGAGGACGAAGAAAAUGAUGAUGACGACGGAAGUGUCGAUGCAAUAAAUGCAAAUCUAUCUUAUAAGAGAGGCGAUAAAACAAUUCUAAUUCAGAGGCGUCAAUCUGCUACCGGACCUCAGUCUGCUAAG